AUGCCUCCUCAAGUCGCCAGGAACCUCCUCCGCGCCGCUCGCGCUCGAGCUGUCUUCCAGUCGACACGGCCAGCCCAUCGUCGCCCUGCUGCCAUCAGCUGCAGGUUCCAGAGCACAGAGGCUGUCCGCCAGACACCCUCAGACGUCUACCAAGCACCACCCAGGGGCUUUGUUCCCCGAAAGGAGGAGAAGUUUGUUCCUACACAGUCACGCAAGGCAGCACCUGCCGCUACUUUGAAGCUCAACAGCAAGAACCUGUCCUCGCUCCAGAAUGUCUCUGUCCCUACCUACAAGAGGCACGGCGUCAAGCAGGGUAUCGUCCACGUUGGUGUUGGUGGUUUCCACCGCGCCCAUCUUGCAGCUUAUGUCGACACCCUCCUCGAACAGUUCAACGUCCAGGACUGGUCCAUCUGUGGUGUUGACCUCCAGCCAUUCGCCGCUCCUAUGCGCGAUGCUCUCAAGCCCCAAGACAACCUCUACACCAUGAUCGAGCGUGCCGCAGACGGUACCAGCGCCCGCGUCAUUGGCAGUAUCACCGACUACCUCUUUGCUCCUGACAGCGCCGAGGCUGUUAUCGCCAAGAUGGCCCACCCCGACACCCACAUCGUUUCCAUGACUGUCACCGAGAGCGGUUACUACAUGAACGAAAACACCCACGAGCUCCAGAUCGACCACCCAGACGUUGCCGCCGACCUUGCUGGUGAGCAGCCCGCACGCACCGUCUUCGGUUACCUCUAUGCCGCCAUGGCCAGGCGCCACGCAGCUGGUCUCCGCCCCUUCACCGUCCUCUCCUGCGACAACAUGCAGAAGAACGGUGACAUCAGCCGCAACAUGCUUGUUUCGUUUGCCCGCCACGCCGGAAACAACGAGGUCGCCGACUGGAUCGCCAGCAACGGUGCUUUCCCCAACAGCAUGGUCGACCGUAUCACUCCCCGUACCAACGACGAGGACAAGGUCAGCCUAGCCAAGAACUUUGGUGUUGAGGACGCAUGGCCAGUCGUCACCGAGCCCUUCCACCAGUGGGUGCUCGAGGACAAGUUCGUCGAUGGCCGCCCUCCUUUCGAGAAGGCCGGUGUCCAGAUCGUUCCCGACGUCCACCAGGUCGAGGAGUACGAGAUGAUUAAGCUUCGUCUCCUCAACGGCAGCCACUCUGCCAUGGGUUACGCUGGUCAGCUCGCUGGCUUCACCUACAUCCACGAGGUCAUCAGCCACCCCGUCUACCGCCAGUUCGUCAUCAACAUGAUGCAGCAGGAGGUCAAGCCCCUUCUCCCCCAGAUCCCCGGUGUCAGCGUCGACGACUACUGCAACACCCUUCUCGGUCGCUUCUCCAACCCCACCCUCAAGGAUGAGCUCCCACGUAUCUGCCUCGGCGGCAGCGGCAAGAUCCCCCAGUUCAUCAUGCCCAGCAUUGCCGAGCAGAUCAUCGCUGGUGGACCUCUCCGCCGCCUGACUCUCGUCGCCGCUGCAUGGUUCCGCUACAACAAGGGUAUCGACGAUGCGGGCAACGCCUUCAAGGUCGACGACCCCAUGGUUGAGGAACUCCAGGCCAAGGCCGCCGAGGGCCCCAUUGCCCAGCUCCAGAUCAAGAACCUCUUUGGUGACGACCUCCGCCAGGACAAGCGCUUCGUUCAAGAGCUGAAGACCGCUUUGGAGGGCUUGGAGCGUGAGGGUGCUCUCGCUAUGAUUGAGAAGUACGCUUAAGUUUGUCGUUGUUGAAAAAAGGCAUCAUUAGGGAAAGGGAAAGAAAGAUACCCAGGGUUGGCUUGUGCGCUUUUCCUUGAUAGAAAGUCAUCAUCUUCGGCAGGCAAUUUCUCUUUUUGUUUCAUGUUUACAUCGCGGGAAGGAAAGCGUUGAGCACUAUAGAUGAUCUAGAUGGGUUUCUCAGCCAGUUGGUCAUUAGUUGUUGGGCAUCUUCUUUUUGUUUAGUUUGGCGUUUGAGCUACAAAAGCAAAGUCUAUCGCAAGCGUUUUCAUUUUUAUCAUAGCUUUUAUCUUUGUAAUCACUCAGCAACAUGCUUUUGGUUAUCUACUGCCGCUUUCAAUACAUUGAAGUUGUUACAA
Molecule: messenger RNA, 2060 nt
Organism: Pyrenophora tritici-repentis Pt-1C-BFP
Lineage: Eukaryota; Fungi; Ascomycota; Dothideomycetes; Pleosporales; Pleosporaceae
Product: MtlD, Mannitol-1-phosphate-altronate dehydrogenase
Molecular function (GO): mannitol dehydrogenase activity
Source: RefSeq, a predicted model, not a curated record